Exophiala oligosperma is the source of this 1847-nucleotide messenger RNA. RefSeq lists its product as uncharacterized. The record is from RefSeq and is a predicted model, not a curated record. The transcript has a single exon. Bases 124 to 1623 code for a protein of 499 amino acids. NCBI's taxonomy places the organism in Eukaryota, Fungi, Ascomycota, Eurotiomycetes, Chaetothyriales, Herpotrichiellaceae. Gene Ontology annotation, cellular component: nucleus. Gene Ontology annotation, biological process: proteasome-mediated ubiquitin-dependent protein catabolic process. Gene Ontology annotation, molecular function: metal ion binding; ubiquitin protein ligase activity.
CCCACCAUCAUCACUGUUCCCGUAGUCCGAACAGCGGCUGACGUCCCUGGUGUCACGGCCUCCAAGAUCUCACAAACAACAUCCAAAGCCUUGCAUGCGCUAGAUCCAACUUCCGACUUCACGAUGUCGGCCACCGACGCCAGCCCAAACCCAGCGGCCAGCGAACUGCUCCUGCUUUCUUCGUUUCAAAAGCACAUCGAGGACAUGCGCAACCUGUCUCUAUGCAAAAUCUGCAUCAAGCCGUUCUAUGAACCGUUCAUUCUCGCCUGCGGACACACCUACUGCUAUUCAUGUCUGGCUAACUGGUUCGGGUGCGCCCACAAUCGGCACAAGAAGAAGAAUUGUCCGGACUGCCGAGCUGAAGUCACGUUACAACCGUCUCCCAAUUUCCUGUUGCGAGACCUCGUUCACAUGUUCAUUGGUCGAGCCGAAUUGCUCCCCGAAGACGAGACUGUGGCAGAGCACCAAAAAGCCAAAGAUGAUGAGGCUGGACAACUUGCCGCAGAUCGCGCAGGACAAGGCCUUUUCAAAGGUGUUUUCAAGCAUCAGCAUACUUUUCAUAUACCCAGCUUUUGGGCAAGGGGCAUACUGGAUCACGAGGACAAUGUUAUGCGAUGUCCGGAAUGUCAUUGGGAGUUGGAGGAUGGACAAUGUGUGCAAUGUGGUUUCAACGAGUACGACUCUGGUGAAAGCGACCUUGACGAUGAAUCAAUCCCCAGUCCUCGUUUAGAUACGGACGAGUACUACGACGAAGACUCCGAGAUCGAUAUGGACUUUGAUGGUCCGAUACAAAUAGGCACAGGGUACGAAACGGACCGCACAGAUGCCAGCCAUACUGACUAUGAUGAAUACGAUGAUGAGGAUGGUAUGGAUGGCUUUAUUGAGCGAGAUGAUGCCCCAAUCCAGCUGCAUGACGAUUCCGACGAAACAAGGAGUGUCUCCACCAUCACUGGGCACCGCGUGAGUCGCCACAACACACUCCACUCGUCGGCCGAUGAGACUGAUCCAUGGUCUGAUCCUCAAACCCCUCCAUACGCGGUUCAAGGAACCCAUCACUACGAUGACGAAGACAGAUCCGUCACAGGGACCGAAAUGACUGAUCAACAUACGGUAUAUGACGAUCCGUCAGAGGAAUCGGAAGAUGACCAAGGGCCUAUUUCUCGAUUGCACCCGCAUCGACAAUUUGGAGUACCGUCGAGACGAAAUAGAAGGAGGAUUAUCAGUGACGAUGAGGAGGACGAGGAUAACAGCGAUGCUACAGCGCGCGAGCCAAUACCUCUCGAUAACUCCGAAGAUGGAUCAGACAAUGGUCACGAUUUUGAGGAUGAGGACGAAGAUCGGGACGAAGACGAGGACGAGGACGAGGAUGAAAGUCCAAGGGCAGAAUCAGACUCGGACUCGGACGAUAUUCGGCCUCCGCAAUCUGCUGCGCGCCGAAUGCAACAUCUUGAUACUCAACGGGGCAGACGUGGUGAAUUCCGGCCAUAUAUGCCUUACCCGACACAUCAUGGAUCAUCCUACAAUUCUCGUAUCAAUCACCCGCGGCCUCCUCGAUCUGGCCAAUACAGCGCACCAGCGUACGGUCGGCGAAUUCCUGUUGGGGGUGGCAGUCGACAUUGCUAGUCGAUCUUGUUGCGGCGUUCAUGUUGCACGUCUCCGUGGGAAAGCAUGUUUCGAUGGGAUUUCGGAGAGAAUUCGGCAUGGGUUAUAAUUCAAACCACAUGCUAUACAUGACUUGACGAUAUUGGGCCAGGAGCCCUUUGGCUUUGACAUCAGAGCUACGAUAGAGAUGUAGGAUUCAGUGACCUCGCAUCACCAAGCAAUUGAUACCCCCAAUUGAUUUUGCC